Messenger RNA from Megalobrama amblycephala (Wuchang bream), 2301 nucleotides. RefSeq lists its product as uncharacterized. Gene Ontology annotation, cellular component: membrane. Gene Ontology annotation, molecular function: G protein-coupled receptor activity. The record is from RefSeq and is a predicted model, not a curated record. Bases 395 to 1462 code for a protein of 355 amino acids. NCBI's taxonomy places the organism in Eukaryota, Metazoa, Chordata, Actinopteri, Cypriniformes, Xenocyprididae. The transcript is spliced from 2 exons. Gene Ontology annotation, biological process: G protein-coupled receptor signaling pathway.
UUUCUUUCUUUUAAAUUACUUUGCAUUUCAAUAAUUGUGUUUGAAAAAAGAGAUUCAGAUUCAGUAAAAAUGCAAUAACAGGCAUGAGAUGCAUUAAUAAUCUGGAGCAAAAUUAGAUCUGACUAAAUUCUCAGAAAUGAGCAUGAACUGCAGUUUCAUCUGCUUUCUACAGAAUCCCUGAAUUCACAGAUGCUCUGCCCAUGCUCACUUAACCAUUUUUGGUUUGUUUUUUUUUUUUUUUUGUCGUCAGACAACCAAUGUUUUUCUUUUCUGUGUUUGGGAGUUCUGUUUUUCUCAGUUUUCACUAAAGGGAAGUGAGAUUUGCUGAGGCAGACUUGUUUUCUAGCUCAGUGGUUAGACGUGUAGCAGACUCGAGAAGAUCAGGGAGGGAAUCAUGAAUGCUACGGCUUAUCUUCACGGAGAUGAGGAGACCGAACUGGGCUCGGUGGGGGCAUGUGUGAUCCUGGCCGUGUGCUUCCUGGUGGGUACACCUGGGAACCUUUUGGUGAUGUGGACCAUCUUGAAGUAUGUGAAAGAGCGCUCUCACACGGUGCUGCUCAUCCUCCACCUUGCAGCCGCAGACCUUCUGGUGCUGAUCACCCUGCCGCUGUGGAUCUACUCCCUGGCCCGUUCCUGGGUGUUCGGAGAGGCCGUCUGCAAAGCCAUGGUGUACAUCAUCAAUGCCUGCAUGUACGGCAGCGUCUUCAUCAUCACCAUCAUGAGUGUGGAGCGCUUCCUGGCUGUCAGGUACCCCUUCUUCUCAAUCAGCUGGAGGAAACAAGCUCUGAACAAGAUACUUUUAAUAAUAUGGAUGGCCUCAUUUCUCCUCAGUAUUCCUGUCAUUGUAACUCACACUUUGGGAGAAGUUCAUGGACACGAUCAGUGUACUUUCAGGGAGUACACGUCUGACAUCCAGGAGGCUGUGUUGCUCAUUUUAGAAACUCUUAUAGGCUUCAUCGUCCCCUUUUUUACUAUGCUGGUCUGUUACGGCUGCCUCUUUAAUCGCAUUGCGCAGAUGAACUUUAGGUCCAAACGUAAAUCGACGGUUCUCAUCUGCAGUGUGGUUGUGAUAUUCGCGCUCUGCUGGAUACCUCAUCAUGUGGGGAAUUUCCUUUCCCUCAUCUCGCUGGCUCUCAAGCAUUCAAACCCAGACAUGGCAGAAAGUUUGGAGGACGCCUGCACCACAAUGGCCAUUAUAGCAGGAGCCUUAGUGUUCAUCAGUAGCUCAGUAAAUCCAGUGCUUUAUGUGUUUGCCGCACGUAGCUUCCGCAGCUCGCUCCGGGAAACUGGAAUACAGAAGCUGUUUCAACAUCUGUCAAGUUCAGCAUCAGUUGAAAGAAAUAAAGAGUUAUCAUUUGUGUCCAAAAGACAAAGUUCACACACCACCAACUCACAGUCUCUCAUAGACUCAAAACUGCCUGAAGAUGUGGCUGUGGAAUCAUGUAUCAGUACCUCAGAUUGACUUUGUAAGAAGCUUUUUAGCCAGGAACUUAAUAAAAUUACCAACAAUAAUCAUAAUAACGGUUGUUUCUCACAAAAGAGUGCAUGAGACUUUAAAUGUAAUUUUGUAUUUCAGAAUUGUUGAAAUGUAAACAAAUUGAAAUCAUUUUAAGUGAAAUAUAUAUUCUUAUGUGUUUUAAGUAUAUUUUAAUAUUCACUGAGAUGUUUUUUUUUUUUUUUUUUUAAUUGCAACUGCAGAUUCUACAAUGAAAACACUUUUACAUUUGUGAUCAAGUGCUUUUAUAACUGUCUUUUUGGGAUCAAAUUCCCUUUCAUCUGCAAUGCAUUAUGAUUUCAACAUCUUCCAUUUUCUCGUUGCAACGUGUGUGACUCUCUCAGUGGUGUGAAAGAGGAAGUGGGCAUUAAAAGGAACAGAGAAUCAACUGACCAUUGCUAAAGAUGAACCCAGAGAGAAAAGGAAGGAGAUGCUUGGCAGACAUGGAAUCUUCACCUAAGUUUGACACACAGUGGACAAGUGAGAGGACUGCAGAACAUUAUUAGUAGGCUAUUUAUUAAUAGUUUUUUUUUUUUUACUGUGCCAUAAAGUAAGGCACUGUCAUGAUUUUUUUUUUUUAUUAUUAUUUGCUGUAAUUUACCAAAUUUGUCAUUAAAACUUUUUUUUUUUCUGUUGUCCUGUUGUGAUUUCUUUGUCAACCUAUAUAUUUUUUUUCUUUAGAGAGUAGCUGAAUGGACUAAACACUCAAAAGCAUUACAUAUUAAAGAAAAAAAAGCUAUAUUAAGAAGCAAAUUCAAAAUUUGACAUUAAUUGCGUUUACUCCAAAAAAAACCAAACCAAAACAA